AUGGCGAUCAUCCUGCUGCUCUUGCUCAGCUGCCUCACGCCGUUCCAGGAGGCGGCCGCCGAUGCGUUCUGCGACAACGUUAAGGUCCUCGCCGCCACCCUCCCCAACAAAACCUCCUCCUCCCCGGUACACUUCGCCACCGCCACCGUCGGCCAAGCCCCUGACAUCGUCUACGCGCUCGCGCUCUGCCGUGGUGACAUUCUCAACGACACCGCCUGCUCCCAGAGCAUCGCCAACAGGUUCGACUUGGUGCGGAACGCCACGCCACCGGACCUGGGGUGCUACACGGUGGUCUCCUACUAUGGCGAUUUUAUCCUCCUCUACAGCUUCAACGACAUCCUUGCUCCCUCAAUAUACACCAAUAGUACGGGAGAUGAAAACGGUGGCGACCCUCCCUUUGAGAGGUGGAACGUCAAGAACGUCACCGGCGACGUGUCCCUCGUCGCCGGCCUCAUCCGCGAGCUGCUGGUGGAGACCGUGGAGAAGGCGGCCAGCGCGACACCGAGGCGGUUCGCCACGGGCGUCAUGGACAGCGGCACGACCUUCCCAAUGGUGUACUCGUUGGCGCAGUGCACGCCGGACCUGUCCACCGGGGACUGCCUGGCAUGCCUCAAUCAUCUCCUCGGCUUGAUCAACUCCACCAUGUCCCUGCGCAUGGGAGGACAGAUGGGCGUCAUACGGUGCUACUUCAGGUAUGAGGCGUCUCCGUUCUACCAAGGCCAGCCUAUGAUAAGCCUCGGGCCGCCGGCUCCGACUCCAACCGAACACAAGAGGCGCAUGAGCAAGCUGUGGAUAAUUGCCAUAGUUUUAGUACCUCUAGCGGCGGCAGCAUUUCUCUUCUUCAUCCUGUACUCUCGUCGUCUCACAAAGCAAAAAAAAGGUACACUGCUGACAUUACAAGGAUCAAGGCGUUCUCAAGAUUUGGAAGGAGACGGACAACUAGUUUGGCAAGGGGGGAAUUCAGAGUUCAUGGUGUUUGAUUUUGAACAGCUACUAGAGGCCACAAAUAAUUUUUCAGAAGAAAACAAACUUGGACAAGGUGGCUUUGGCCCUGUCUACAAGGGCAAGCUUACUGAUGGACUAGAGAUAGCAGUUAAGCGACUUGCUUCACAUUCUGGUCAAGGUUUCACAGAGUUCAAAAAUGAAGUCCAGCUCAUAGCCAAACUCCAGCACAGCAAUUUGGUUAGGCUUUUGGGAUGUUGCUAUCAAGACGAGGAGAAAAUAUUGGUGUAUGAAUACUUGCCAAACAAAAGCUUGGAUUUCUUCAUCUUUGAUGAAAAAAGAAGAGAAUUACUGGAAUGGUCGAAACUUGUAGCGAUAAUCGAAGGAAUAGCACAUGGACUGCUUUACCUACAUAAGCACUCCCGGUUGCGUGUCAUACAUCGAGAUCUGAAACCUAGCAACAUUCUGUUGGACAGUGAAAUGAAUCCAAAAAUUUCAGAUUUUGGGCUAGCAAAAAUAUUUAGCUCAAACACCGAAGGAAACACAACAACAAGAGUGGUUGGUACAUAUGGCUACAUGGCCCCUGAGUAUGCUUCACAGGGUGUCUUCUCUAUCAAAUCCGACGUCUUCAGCUUUGGUGUUAUUAUCUUUGAGAUCCUUAGUGGAAAACGGAAUUCUGGAAACCAACAAUAUGGAGAUUUCAUCAAUCUUCUUGGAUAUGCAUGGCAAUUAUGGGAUGAGGGAAGGUGGAUUGAUCUCGUUAGUUCAUCAUCGUUUUCCAAAAGUCACUCGACAAAGAUGAUGAGGUGCAUUAACAUAGCACUAUUGUGCGUACAAGAGAAUGCAGCCGAUCGACCAACUAUGGCUGAUGUUAUAGCUAUGCUAAGCAAUGAGGCUAUGAUCAUCGAUGAGCCUAAGCAGCCGGCAUAUUUCAAUGUGAGGGUAGGAAAUGAAGAGACAUCGACUGCUACAGAGUCAUGUAGUAUUAAUGAUAUGACUAUAUCAGCCACACUUCCUAGAUAA
Triticum turgidum subsp. durum (durum wheat) is the source of this 1965-nucleotide messenger RNA. Lineage: Eukaryota; Viridiplantae; Streptophyta; Magnoliopsida; Poales; Poaceae. The record is from the annotation of a GenBank genome assembly.